AUGCUCGCCAAACUUGCCCUCCAAUUCGUCGCCCUCUCUUCUCUGCUUGUCGGAGUAAUCUCAACGCCCGUCCUGUACGGUAGUGGUUCCUCGGAUAGCCUCGCCCGCCGCGGAAACUCCAUCUCCUUCAACCACUGGGGCGGCCACGCCUCCCUCGACAACUUCGAUCGCUUUUACGGUGUGGAUAACUUCGACGGGUCGGUGCACUUCAGCCAGGUCGUGGAGCAAGAGAGCCAGGUCGUCUGCCAUACCCAAGCCAUCGAGAUCAUCCAGCAACGCCUAGUCGUCCUGCAGGAGAUGGCUAAGCGCAUCAUCACGGAGCAGAUCUGCGAAGUCGAGACCCAAACCAUCGUCUUCCAGCAGUUCCACGCCAGCUUCGGCUCAUUCAACCACGAUCUCCGCCGUAUCAGUGGGCACCGCGUCGGCUUCGACUCCAGGAUCGCCAACCAUUUCAGCGAGCUCGUAGAUGAGAGGGGAUUGAUCAGUACGCAUGACUUUGGGUUCUCGGGAUUGGAUGUCGGGAAGCAUACGGUUGUUGUUGGGGGGCACAACUGGGACGACUUCAGGUCUCCGUACACAGUUGAACUCGCGCAUCGGGCUGCCAGGAACGCGAUCGUUUCCAUCCACUAA
Molecule: messenger RNA, 630 nt
Organism: Pleurotus ostreatus (oyster mushroom)
Lineage: Eukaryota; Fungi; Basidiomycota; Agaricomycetes; Agaricales; Pleurotaceae
Exons: 3
Coding region: 1-630 (209 amino acids)
Source: RefSeq, a predicted model, not a curated record